GCCGGCCAAAACAUGCAUUUCUCUAAAAUGUCCGCCGAACAAAAUAUCUGUUGUUCACCUACAAUCGGAGGAUAUAGCAGGGUUCGAGGUCCGACCCCAUUACUGAAUCUCCCGACCGUCAAAUUUUCGGUUUCAACCGUCCGUGCCGACAAGCAUGAGGCGUUCUUCGCAACAUUUGGAGCAAAUCUUCAUCGGAGAAGCGCUAUUUACCAACCAAACAUUUGGAAUUACGACUUCAUACAAUCUCUUCACAGUGAAUUUGGCGACGUGGAACACCAACGAAGGGCUCACAAGCUAAAAAAAGAAGUGUUGCGCGGCCUUCUUUUUGACGAAUCAUUGGAUGCAGUGGCAAAACUGGAACUCAUAGACAACAUAGAAAAGAUGGCAAUUUCCCAUCAUUUUGAGAAGGAAAUUGUGGAAUGUCUUGACCACAUCAUGCUCUCUUCUGCUAAUACAAAGUUCCUUCACUCUAAAAUGGAUCUCUAUGGCACUGCUUUACAUUUUAGGGUUCUGAGACGAUAUGGCCAUGAUGUUUCACAAGGGAAAUUGCCCUAAAUAGGAGUAAAUGAGGUUUGAAAUUCCAAAAUAGGACUACUAUGUUUUUCUUCCCGAAAUAGGAGUUAUUACUUUCAUGAUCGAAAAAUACUGUCAUGAUUGAAAAAUACUGUCAUUAAUUAUAAUAAAUAUUGUCAUGUUAAAUGCACUGCAGUGCAAUUAUUUGACAGUCACGUCUACAAGAUGACAGUAAAUACUGUCAUUUAAUCCUAUUUCAGAAAUAAAAACAUAUUAGUCUUAUUUUGGAAUUCCAAACUCCAUUUACUCCUAUUUUAGAAAAUCUCCCUUUGAUUUACGGAAAUGCGCAAACGAGCAGAUGUGUUUAUGGCUUUCAUGGAUGAAAUGGGAGACUUUAACAUAAAACAAGAGCCUAGAACAAUACUAGAGCUUUUGGAAGCCUCAUAUUUGGCCUUAGACGGCGAAAGCAUCUUGUUCAAGGCUCGACUUUUUUGCACGGAGACCCUCAGGAAUGGGAUAGUUUCACAAAACGGGCCUGACAAAGACGACAUUAGUCAUCGCUUAUCAGAGCUUCCUUUGCACUGGACACCCCCUUGGUUUGCUGCGAGAAGAGAAAUUUCUCGACUUGAAAAAGAUAAUUCAAACUCAAAGUAUUCCAACCUUUUUUAUUUUGCAAAAUUGAACUUUAAUAUAGUUCAAGCUGAGCACCAAAAAAACCUUGUCGAUAUCGUAAGGUGUAGUGUCUGAGCUGGAACACGGGGAGUCCAGAAAAUGGCUGACCAAGGCCACAAUAUUGAGUUUAAUAGUGGACGAUAUUUAUGACAUCUAUGGGUCCAUACCAGAUUUGGAAAUCCUCACAAAUGCUAUUGACAUGUGGGACCCUAACAGAGUUGGGGAUUUACCUGAGUGCAUGAGGAUAUGCUUUGAGGCACUUGAUAAUAUCACCAAUGGUAUUGUUCUUCACAUUUGUGAACACAAGGGUUGGGACGACAACUCGGCUUUACCAUGUUUACGAAGAGCGUGGGCAGAUUUUUGCAAAACAUUACUAGUUGAAGCAAAGUGGGAGUCAAUAAGAUACACACCAACGUUGAGGGAGUACUUAGACAAUGGGUGGAUAUCAUCAUCAGGCCCGCUGCUUCUACUCCAAUUAAUUCUAGGGGUAGCCCAGGAUUUCUCUGAAGUUAUGGAGUUCAUUCAAAAGAGGAGAGAUCUUGUAUAUAACACCUCGCUUAUAAUCAGGUUAUGCAACGAUCUAGGAACUUCAAUUGUAAGACCAACACUCCCUUGUAUGCGACAAUGCAUUAAUUCACUCUUGUUUGCACUUUAUCCAUAACUCCUAAUCUAAUGUAUACUACCUUAAUCUCGAAAAGUUCGUCAAAUUGACUUUUCUUGGUCAAUGAUGAUAAAUUUUAGAUAGUGAUUUCAAUUAUUAUAUUUGUAUACUACCUCCGUCUCUUUUUACUUGCAACAUUCCCUUUUUCAUGUUUGCCAAUGCAAAACUUUGAUCGUCAUUAUAAUGAGAUGAAUUUAAAAAUAUUUUUUAAAAAAAAUAAUUCACAUAUAUUAAUAAAUAAAAUGUAGUCAAAGUAAAGUACAUGAAUAGUGUAAAUAUUCCAAUGUUGCAACUAAUGCGAUACGGAGGAUGAUAUAAUUUAUAAUGUGUAUACUUUUAUAAAUAAUAUUUUGAAUAAGGAACAUUCUGAUAUAAUUUCUAUAUGGGAACUUCCUAAAUAGGAGUAAAAAAAAUUUGAAAUUCCAAAAU
This is a messenger RNA of Cuscuta europaea, 2275 nucleotides long. Lineage: Eukaryota; Viridiplantae; Streptophyta; Magnoliopsida; Solanales; Convolvulaceae. The record is from the annotation of a GenBank genome assembly.